Strongyloides ratti is the source of this 3093-nucleotide messenger RNA. RefSeq names its product Rab3 GTPase-activating protein catalytic subunit. The transcript has 3 exons. Lineage: Eukaryota; Metazoa; Nematoda; Chromadorea; Rhabditida; Strongyloididae. Gene Ontology annotation, biological process: positive regulation of GTPase activity. The record is from RefSeq and is a predicted model, not a curated record. Gene Ontology annotation, molecular function: GTPase activator activity. Bases 1 to 3093 code for a protein of 1030 amino acids.
AUGGAACAACCAAGUAAUGUAAAAGUCAUUGAAAUGAAUGUUAAUUUUGAAAGUAAUGUAAAUAUACUUACAAAAUCAACAGAUAAUUUGUAUAUAAAUAAAGAUUGCGUAAAAAAUGAGGAUUCAGAUGAAAAAUAUUGUAAAAUAUUAUCUAAUGACUCAACAAAAAUGUUAGUAGAUGAAAUUACAAAUUUACAUAUAGCUAAAAGUAAUGAAAAAAUAACAGAAGGAAAUAUUAGUUCUCAAAAUAUUGAAGAGAAAAAUAUGUCAUUUGAUGGAAAAUUACACCCAUCAACAAGUUUUGAAACAUAUGAUACAGAUUCUAUUUUUGAAAUAGAUGAUUUUACAACUGUUACUGAAUCUGAAAAAUUAGCUGCACAAUUUGACUUUAUUUUGAGAAAACAUAAAAUUUCAAGAUUAAAUUCUGAAGGUUGUAAAAAACGAAUACUUUUAAGUAAUAAUAUUAGUUGGAAAAAAGAAGAAGAUAUUAUUGAUUAUGAUAAUGGUAAAUUAUCAGUUGUUUUUACUUAUUUAUCAUCAUUUCCUGAACCAAUAAAUGACAGUCCAAUACAAAUAUCUGAAGAAGAUGGUAAAGAAUACUUUGAAAUUGAUAUUGGAAAAGUGUCUGAUUUUUAUGAAGACAAAUAUUUUAAUAUUGAAAAUGAUAUGUCAUUUGCUAAAGCAUAUGGAAUUUAUGGAGCUAUAUGGAUUAGUCCUACAAGUAAUUAUAUAUCAUCUUUCAAUCUUACUGAAAUCAAACAAGUUCUUUCAUCAAUUGGACUAUUUGAUAAACAAUAUGGUUGUUGUGUUCCAAUUUUUUGUUCUUCAGAUAUAUAUACACCUUGGCGUGGUUUAGGAGUUUUUUUAGAAAAUGAUAAAAGAAUUGAUUUUCUUAAUGCUUCAUUAACUAAACCACCCAUAAGUUUACGAUAUCUUAAUGGUUUAAAAGAAUUAUUUAUUGGAAAAGUGAACAUUUCAAGUCAUUUUCCGGUUGAUGUUUUUGUUACUAUUAAAACAAGGUAUAAUAUUUAUAGUGAACAAGAAUAUGAUUAUAAAGUAGAUAUUCAAAAUAUUUUUAAAACUAACAAAUUUAUUGAAUAUUUAAAAGAAGAUCAGUGUUUUUUUAAAAUUUGUCCUAAGUAUGAUCCUUUAAAAGAAAUAAGACUUUAUGCAGAAUUAUCAAAUUUAUCAACUGAUUUAAUUAAUGAAAGUCCAUUAUUUUCUGAUUUAGAUCCAAAAAUGACAUCAAAAUGGUUUCUUGAAGUACUUUUUAAUGAUAAUAAUAUUGGAUUUUUAUAUAAAACAUUUUUAAUAUUAGUUGAAUAUCACUCUAAAUAUUCAAAUACACAAAAAAUUCCAGAUUGGUAUUGUAAAGAAAAACUUUAUCGUAAUAUUCCUUAUGAUAUUACAAAUGAAGAUGGAAAAGAUGAUUUAAAUGUUAUCAAUAAAAGUAGACUUAUAUUUUUUGAAACUACAGAUGAUGAUUUUAACACAAAUAAUAAAAAAUCAAUCUUACAACAGUUGCCGCAAAGAAUUGUUGAAUAUGUAUUUGAUACAUGUAAUUUAAAUAAAAAUUUCCCAAAACAAAAUUCGCAAAGAAUUUCAAAUUAUUCUGAUGAUGAAUAUGAAAAAAUAGGAAAUUGGAAAAAUUUUAUGUUGGAAGACAUUGAUAAAUAUAAAUCAUCAAAAACAUUUUCUUUAUCAGAACAAAUAUCAAUUAUUAUUGUUAAAUGUCUUAAUAUACCAUAUGAUGAUUCAUACAGACUUGCAUGUUAUGUAUGGAUGGAAUUUGUAAAUUUACUAGGUAAAUAUUUUGAUGAUGCAAUUGAUAUACCAGGAACAGAAUGUAAUACUGAACCAAAUUUUAAUGAUUGUAAAUUACAACAACUUUUACAACUUCUUCAAUGUUGUAUUGAUGCUAAAAAACGAUGGUACAAUUAUUAUGAAAGUGAUGAUUUUAAUAAUCAUGAUUAUGAUGAAUUUCAUGAUGCUGAAGAAGAAUUUCAAAAUAUUGAUUAUAGUAGAAUAAAUAAUCAUAAAGAAGAACGAAAACCAUUAGGUAGAUCACAUCCUGUUCAAGGUAAUCUUCGUUUACUUAAUUAUGAUGAUAGAAUAAUGUAUGUACCAUUUCUUCAAUAUCCAGCUCCAAUAACUGAAGAACAAUUUGAUAAUCAAUUAUCUGAAGAUACUGAAUUAAGUAGAAAUGAAAGAAUUAAAAGACAAAUUAUUGUUUUAAAAUCUGAUAUGAGUGCAUUUAAAGCAGCAAAUCCAGGAUGUUGUUUUGAAGAUUUUGUUCGAUGGCAUUCACCAAAUGAUUGGACGCUUGAUGAAGAAAGUGGUACAUAUACAUUAUCUCAACGAAUGACAGAUACUGAUAAUAUAUGGCAAUUAACGUGGAAAGAAGCACCAAUUGAAGCUAUUACUGAACAGGAACAUAUUUUUAAUGAAACAAUAGAAGCAUAUAAAAUAUUGGAUACAUUAAAAAAUAUAAAUAUUAAAGAAUUGAUAAAUCUUAUUAUUCCAUGUAAUAUAAAAGUUGGCUUUAAGACAUUAGUAAAAAAUGUACCAUUAAAAGAUAAGUAUUCGCAACAAAAAUUAAAAAACUUACAACAAUAUUUAAUAAAAUCAUUAUCAUUAAAUCAACAAGAUGUUUUGAUGGAAUUUAUACGAAAUUUAAGAAUUAUACAAAAUUCCAUAUUUCAAUAUAAUUCAUUAAAAGAAUUAUUUUCACAAUUUAAUAAUAAUUUAAGUAAAGAUGAACAAGAAUGUAUAGAAGAUUUAGUUAUAAAAUUAAUGAAUCAUAAUUCUUCAAUAGAUACAGAUGAAGAAGAACAUACAAGUUUAAAAGUUCCUAUUUUGGGUGGUCCAAAAGGUUUUAUUGGUCAAAUUAUAUGUCAACUAGCAAACAUGGGAGAAAAUAUAAAUGAAGGAACAUCAUUUCCUGAACCAGAAGUAAAAGAAUAUCUUUUAAAAUGUAAAUGUAAAAGACCACAUUUAGGAUCCAGAGAAUGUAAUAAUAGAAUGUAUACAAUCGUUGAUGAUGAUAUUGUUUCAUGGUACCUAUCAAUAUCAUCUGAUAUAUUUUCUGCCUAA